This is a messenger RNA of Tupaia belangeri chinensis (Chinese tree shrew), 711 nucleotides long. Its product is annotated as 40S ribosomal protein S7-like. The coding region runs from base 1 to 711 and encodes 236 amino acids. Gene Ontology annotation, cellular component: small-subunit processome; ribosome; 90S preribosome. NCBI's taxonomy places the organism in Eukaryota, Metazoa, Chordata, Mammalia, Scandentia, Tupaiidae. Gene Ontology annotation, molecular function: structural constituent of ribosome. The transcript has 2 exons. The record is from RefSeq and is a predicted model, not a curated record. Gene Ontology annotation, biological process: translation; rRNA processing; ribosomal small subunit biogenesis.
AUGAUUAGCUCGAGUGCCAAGAUCGUGAAGCCCAACGGCAAGAAGCUGGUCGAGGUCGAGGGGUGCUCUGCUGGAGCUGGAGAAGAACUCGGACCUGAGGGCGCGGCUCAGGGAACUGAACACACGGCAGCCAAGGAAAUUGUAGUUGGCAGUGGUCUGAAAGUUAUCAUAGUCUUUGUUCCUGUCCCUCGACGGAAGCCCUUCCAGAAAACCCAAGUGCAGCUGGUAUGCAAACGGGAGAACAGCUCAGCGGGAAGCACGCGGUCUUCACUGCUUAGAGGAGAAUUAUGCCUAAGCCAACCUGAAAAAGCCGCAGGAAGAAUAAGCAAAAGCAUCCCAGGAGCCGCACUCUGUCGCCGCACAUGCAGCAAUCCUGGAGGAUGUGGUCUUCCCCAGCGAAAUUGUGGGUGCGAGGAUCCAUGUGAAGCUGCACAGCAGCUCAAGUUCCACCUGGACAGAGCCCAGCAGAACCACGUGGAGCACAAGGUCGAAACUUUUCCUGGUGUCUACAAGAAGCUCACAGUCCCUGGGCCUCUUUCCACUGCUCUGCACACUCUUCGCAGCCUUUCUGAAGGAUGCACCCCACUUCAGAAUCCCGUGUUGUCCCCUGAGUGUCCUGACUGGUACCAAAACAGGCUGCUGCUGGGGCGCAUGGGGGCACCAUCCCUGUACCCUGCAGUGGCACCAAGCUCAGGGCCUCCAAGCCCCUAA